AUGUCCAAGGGCAAUUAUAAACAGGCAGCGUUGGAUCCCUCUAUGAAUGAAAAUCCAGAGAUUUGGGGAGCGCAUGGUUACUAUUUCACCGAGAAUGGUGAGCAUGUCUGGGGUAAUUUGUCUUCUGCUGUUGGGGAGGAAGCUUUCAAACAGGGAUAUAUUAAGGGUGCACCCGACCUUCGGGAGUGGUCUAUUGAUGAAGCUGUCAACUCGCCGGCAGGAUUUGAGGCGGCGAGCUGGGGGAUGAACUCGCGGGGUGUCGCAGAGCGCGCGAGAAAGAUCCUUGGCUGGAAGCCGCAGGAACGGAGCUUGUAUGAGGAGUUGCCAGAUAUUGUGCGAUCGGAGGCUGGCAGACUGGGGCUUUGA
Aspergillus versicolor CBS 583.65 is the source of this 366-nucleotide messenger RNA. RefSeq lists its product as uncharacterized. The transcript has a single exon. NCBI's taxonomy places the organism in Eukaryota, Fungi, Ascomycota, Eurotiomycetes, Eurotiales, Aspergillaceae. The coding region runs from base 1 to 366 and encodes 121 amino acids. The record is from RefSeq and is a predicted model, not a curated record.